AUGGUAGUGCAACGUAACAAUAGGAUCAACACAUUGCUCUCCUAUGCCUCGUCACGCUCCCAAAACCAACCGUCUGUUCACAAAAGAAACUUCACCCCUGGCUCGUUCCCUAAUAUUCCCAACAUCCACAGGUUUCCAAAAAUCCCCGGUAUACAAAACAUCCCUCAAAUCUCAAUACCAAACAUUCCUAUCCCUCAAAUUCCGGUGAUUCCUGGACUUCCUAACAUUCCAGGUCUUCCGAGAGGAUCAUUUGGCCUGUUUCAGUCAGUUCUCGUGUCACAGUCCGCUGAGCCAGAGAACUGUUUGACAGGUGAUAAGUCUAAAGUGGGAGAGAAAUGUUUGUCGCAGAUUUUUUCGAGUUGGGCAGGGAACAAUUUCUCUUUGGACAAAGAGUGUUGUGAGCUCGUUCUGAAUAUGGACAAAAAGUUUAGGAGCUCUCUGUUUCUCGCUUCCGGUGGUGGUUUGAACCUCGAGCUUUCCUGCGGCUGA
Brassica napus (rape) is the source of this 489-nucleotide messenger RNA. RefSeq lists its product as uncharacterized. The transcript has 2 exons. The record is from RefSeq and is a predicted model, not a curated record. The coding region runs from base 1 to 489 and encodes 162 amino acids. Lineage: Eukaryota; Viridiplantae; Streptophyta; Magnoliopsida; Brassicales; Brassicaceae.